Messenger RNA from Prosopis cineraria, 1758 nucleotides. Its product is annotated as WAT1-related protein At1g25270-like. The coding region runs from base 93 to 1361 and encodes 422 amino acids. Gene Ontology annotation, molecular function: transmembrane transporter activity. Gene Ontology annotation, cellular component: plasma membrane. The transcript is spliced from 7 exons. The record is from RefSeq and is a predicted model, not a curated record. Lineage: Eukaryota; Viridiplantae; Streptophyta; Magnoliopsida; Fabales; Fabaceae.
UAACUCUCUCUCUCUCACUCUCUAUAUUGUUCUCAACCCUAUCUAAGUCUUCCCCCAAGAAGCCGGUGGCGCUGCCUGUUGUGGUGGUUGUGAUGACGGCGUCGAUGAAGAUAGCAGAUGUCUGUAAUGCGGUGCAUGGGUUGAAGCCGGCCAUGUUAAUGGUGGUAGUUCAGAUAGCGUUCGCCGGAGUCAAUGUACUGUACAAGCUCGCCGUCAACGACGGCAUGAACCUUCGAGUCGUCGUUGCCUAUCGCUUUAUCUUCGCCACCGUUUUCAUUGCUCCUCUCGCUCUCAUUCUCGAAAGGAAGAAGAGACCAAAGAUGACCUGGAAGAUACUGUUUCAAGCAUUUCUUUGUGGUUUGUUUGGAGGAUCAGUGGCACAAAACUUAUACUUGGAAGCAUUGGCUUUAACAUCAGCAACAUUUGUUUCAGCGAUGGCCAAUCUUAUUCCAGCCAUCACCUUUAUAAUGGCUGUCUCCUUCCGCUUGGAGAGUUUAAAUUUAAGAACAGCAUCAGGAAAAGCCAAGAUCAUUGGAACAAUAACAGGAAUAAGUGGGGCUAUGAUUCUGACAUUUUUCAAAGGCUUAGAAAUACACACAGGCUCCUUCCAUAUCACCCUCAUGCAUCAUCGUAAUGGACACAUGGCAUCACCACAGUCUUCCUUUGGCGGCAACACCCUCUUAGGUGCUCUCUGUGCUAUGGGAAGCAACUUUAGUUACUCUUUGUGGCUCAUCAUCCAGACAAAGAUGAGCAAGAAUUACCCAUGUCAUUACUCAAGCACAGCUUUGAUGAGUGUGACGGGGGCAAUCAUAUCUAUUGCUUUUGCUCUCUGUCUUGAGAGGGAUAUGAUUCAAUGGAAGCUGGGUUUGAAUGUUAGGCUUCUUACUGCAGCCUAUUCGGGAAUAAUUGUGUCUGGAGUAAUGGUGGUGGUGAUGGCAUGGUGUAUGCAUAUGAGAGGCCCUCUUUAUGUUUCUGCUUUCAACCCCCUUUUGCUUGUCUUUGUGGCCAUUGCUGGUUGUUUCAUGUUGGAUGAGAAGCUACAUCUUGGAAGCGUAAUUGGAGGGAUGUUGAUAAUAUGUGGAUUAUAUGUGGUUCUAUGGGGAAAACGCAAAGAAAUGAAGAAGAUGAAUCAACUUGUUCCAUCCCAGAGCCUCCAUGAAAUUAUAGUGAGAUCUCCCACAGAAGAUAAACAUAUCCCUCACAACAACAAUAAUAAUGAUAUUGAACUUGUUAGAGAUAGUGACCAUUCAUCAGAAAAUGCAAAUGAAAAUGCAAAUGAAGAAAUGAAGGAUAAUCAGAACAAAAGGCAGAGAUCAGAGGAUGAAGAAAAAAAGGAAGAAGCAAUAUCAAGAAAUAGCUAAAAUUUUUAUAAAUAUUCAGUUCUUCUAUAUAUAUGUAUAUAUAUUAGAAGAUUUAUUUGGCUAGUGCCAUCCAUUUCUAGAAGCUCCAACACUUGUUAUCAGCAGUUUUCGUGGUUUAGAGGAAAAGCAGGGCGAUGGUGCCAUAGAUAGAUGCUUUUUGCUUCUUCUUCUUCUUCUUCUUGUUUUUUUUUUUUUCGCUUAGUUUAUUUUGUUUUAUAUAUUUUAUUUGUUUAAAAGCUCAAUCAGUAGAGCAUAUUUUCCAAUUGUGACAUGAAAGAUAUGGUCAUGUUAUAUAUGUUUAGUUAGUUUUCUUGGAUCAAUUAUAUACUUAUUGUCUGAUGAUGGUAUCUGGAUUCCACACAUGUACACUUUUUGUGCAAGUGGUAUAGAAUUGAUU